CGUCGUUCUCGGGUCACUAUAGUUACAAUAGAAGCUAUCAGUACGAAAUACGCGCGCAGAUGCAACCAAUAUGAGCAGGCAAUCGGGAAAAGCUUCAUUGAAAGACAACAAUUCGCCAGCCACCUCUUAUCUACUGUCUGUCUUGGAAAAAAGAGUGAAAGAAGACACCUUUCGUUCACCUGAGUCAACUUUAUCUCGCGUUUCCAGCGCGUUUGCUUCCUUAGAUGAAAUUCUUCCUCAUUGUGGAAUAUACACACCAGUGUUGAAGCUUAUCAAGGAAGAAUUGAUAGAUGCUGUAUACAGUGACACAUAUACUACAUCAUCAAGUUCAGAUGGCAGAAAUUCAACACAACUUGAAAGAGUUCCAUACUUUGCGUUACUGCAGCGUUUACAUGAACAACGCAGUGAAUCAACUGAAUUAAUGGAAGGAAAGAUAAACAAGGUCAAACAGGAGAAUGAAAAAAUCAUGAAAGAAAUACGCGAUAAAGAUGUUUCUAUUGCUGAGCUGCAAGCAUUGGUUGAGAGUUUGAAACAAAAUGAAGUUGAAUUAAAUGAAGUUAUUUUAAGCAAAGAGGCUGAGCUUGAUGAUAUUAACAGCAAAGUCAAAGAUAUAAAGGUCCAUGCAGACGACAAAACACAAGCAUAUGAAGAGGUACUCAAAGAAUUAAAACAGAUUAUUGGGAAUCUUCGAGGGGAAAGUGGUAACCUGCGUAAAUAUAAAGUUGCCUAUGAUACGCUGAAAGACACGUUUGAUUUACCUGCUGAUAAAAGACCAAGAAGAGGUUUUCGUCGCCCAGUAGUAUCAACCAAAAAGACACAACUGUUGUCAAGCAUAGAAGCUGCUUCGAAACUCGAGCAACAAAUAAUUGAAGUUCAAACAAAAUGUUUGGAGGAGUAUGAUCAAUAUUUGGAAGAAGUAAAGGAAACUCUUUCCGCUAAAAAGUUUGCUGAUAAUGAAAGCGAUGCUGAAUUUUUUAACGAGGAACUACAGUUGGAAACAUUGGGAGAUGAGAUGACAGCGAGGUUGAGGAAUUUUCAAAGGUUGAUCUCAGGCUCAGUUGUGGAGUUGGAACUUGUAAGGCAGCAUCGAGAUUCCUUGCAAAGUCAGCUCUCACAGAUGGAACAGGCAGAGAACAUGGCAGCAGGUGAUGCAGGGAGCAAUGCUGGAACUCUUCCUCCCUCUUCCAUGGCUGGAGGACCUGGGAGCAGCAGGAUGAUGACUCAUGAUCAAAUUGGGAAGAAGACAAGCACAGAAUCCCAGUUUUCAAUUGAAAGUGGGUUGGAAGAAGACACCACUCCACUUGUUGACCCUACAAGUGAUCCAUUCAACCCACAAGAACGACUUCUCAGCAAAUACUCAGCGAUGAUAUAUACAUCUGUGAACUCAGGUAAAACUUUUGAUGAAAUCAGCUUUGCACAAUUCUGCCAGAGCUGUGGAGAAAAAACAGCAGUUUGUCCGCACAAAAUAACAAAGAAUGAUAUGGUAGUUCCUCUACCUCGAAACUGUACACACAUCAAACUAGCGAGGCCUAUGGUUCGUCUGAGCAUGCCUGCUAUUUCACAACAUGGAGUUCAUGACCAUGAAGCAUAUGGACAACACGUGCAUGGGAAAUGGUAUGACACAAUACAUGAGGGGCAACACUGGAAUAAUUUAGAUACCUACGAUGUAAUAUCAACUCGAAGUCUUCUUACUCCACUAUGGGAAGAUGCCAAGAGAUUGGCGGGUAUUGAAACCAAUGCUAGCACAUCGUCUGUGUGUUCUGCACGGGAUUUAUCUCUGCAUAGAGUUCUUUCGUUACUGGAGCAAUUUUAUGCAAGUGUAGUUUGGAGGGAUGAGAAGUCAACAGCUGAUGAUGAAGUCUCAACUAUCAGGGAACAUCUGUACAACUUCAUGUCUGAAAGAUAUCAAGAAGAUGAAAUAUCUCCAGUCGCUACUUAUGAUCUCAUAACAGCUAUUGUAAAACAUGCAGCACAUGACAAGUCAGUUUUGGUUCUUGGAUUAACACUUGCUGGUGUGUUGGAUGGCUCAGUUGCAAGAUAUGUUCAUUUGAUCGCUGAUUUUGUUGAAUCUGUUGAUUGGAAAAAUGUUCAUGAUUUUGAAGCAUUUGCGUCUUGUCUCUAUCCAUUCAUGCAUGAAGAUGAUUUAGAGCAGUUUGUGAUGGAGUUCACCGCACACAGUGAGAAUAAAAUAUCAAAAACACUUGUCCUUAAUUAUAUUAUUCAUAUCAUCACAAAGAAUAAAGAACCGCGAAUGCUGGAUGCUGAAGCAAAAUUAUCUGGUCUUGGCAUGAAGGAAAAAGGGCAAAUGACGACCCAGGAAUUUCUAAACGCCAUGGAAACAAUUUCUCCCCUUGCUAAUGAACAGUUGGUGAUCCGGCUUGUCCAUGAAUGCAUGCUUACCAUUGGAUAUUCUGUUGCACCAGUUAAAAGAUUGGCUUCCAUUGCAGCAUAUAUAACUCUCUUACAAAUCUGCACUUUAUUAAAAGAACAUAUUUGUGAGAGAGUAGAAAAGGCAAGACAAAAAGAGAGAGAAGUUGUCACCAAGCUGAGUUCUUCGAAAAGUCUUGUCCCUGAAACUGGAAAAAUUAUCACAAUGACUGAGAUAAAGAAAUUGGCCUUCAACAUAGCUCGACAGCGUCAAGCAGGGAAUCGACAAUCCCAGGUCCCAUAUGAAGACGACAUGUAUUGGAAUUCUAGACCAAACACAAGAGACAGUCUUUUUUAACAAAAAUUUUCCAAAAAAAAAAAUUUUUACAGAAUUUUUUCCUCCAAAAUUUUUUGAUGAAAAUUUCUCCAAAAAUUUUCACGUUUAUGAAAUUUAUUUAUUUGAUUGUAAUAAAAAUUGCACUGU
Molecule: messenger RNA, 2851 nt
Organism: Ciona intestinalis (vase tunicate)
Lineage: Eukaryota; Metazoa; Chordata; Ascidiacea; Phlebobranchia; Cionidae
Source: RefSeq, a predicted model, not a curated record